Messenger RNA from Gekko japonicus, 2180 nucleotides. It is a transcript of the gene RNF169, whose product is annotated as ring finger protein 169. The record is from RefSeq and is a predicted model, not a curated record. Gene Ontology annotation, molecular function: ubiquitin-protein transferase activity; nucleosome binding. Gene Ontology annotation, biological process: double-strand break repair. The transcript is spliced from 6 exons. Gene Ontology annotation, cellular component: nucleus; site of double-strand break. NCBI's taxonomy places the organism in Eukaryota, Metazoa, Chordata, Lepidosauria, Squamata, Gekkonidae. The annotation marks the transcript as partial.
ACACAGCGCUGCUGCACAGGAGGAGGAGACUUCGUAUUCCGAGCGCCCAUCACGCUAAGCAAACCUGGCGAGCUCCACGAGGAAUACCGAAGCCAGCUGCGGAAGCUGAGAGAUGAAAAGUUGCAGGAGGAGAGAACCCCAGAGGAUUUUAUCCACAAGCUGAUUUUUGAGGACGCCGAAGUGGGGAGGAGAAAAACAGAAGAUCCAAAGAAGGAGGAGCCUUCAGGAGUGAAGAUGACACAGGAGCAUGCUAGAAACUUGGGCUCCAGAGUAGAACGGAGCCAGAGUUGCAACGACACGCUUCGGGAGAGAUCGAAAAGCAGACAGAGAUCCGCUCCAGUCAGGACAAAGGUACACCCCCCGGCAAGCGUGUCCACCCCCGUGGCUGGCGUCCUCUCGUCCACCCAGAACAACCGCUGCCUCUCCGCCCCGGACCUGACAGCCGAGAAGCGGGCCGGCCUCGGCGGCGGCGCAGCCCCCCUCCCCGUGGCCCCCCCCAAGCCGGAGCGGUCCAUCAGCCCCGAGAGCAACGACAGCAUCUCGGAGGAGCUGAACCACUUCAAGCCCAUCGUCUGCUCGCCCUGCACGCCCCCGAAGCGGCUCCCCGACGGCCGGGUCCCGAGCCCCCUCAUCAUCAAGUCCACCCCGCGGAACCUGACCCGGAGCCUCCAGAAGCCCACCACCUACGAGGCGAGUCCCCGGAUCCUGCGGAAGUGGGAGCAGCUCUCCCAGGAGCGCCAGAUCAAGAGGACCCUCUCCAAAGCCACCCUGACCUCCUCGGCCCCGGACGCGGGGGAGGAUCCCCCGCCUCCAUCCGCCAAGGCGCCGGGUGCCGUCGAGGAGCCCCCGCGAGCGCCAAACGACUUCCUGGCCCCCGGCCGCCUCACGCGUGCCCAUGCCGGGUCAGAGGGCUCCCCUCCCCUCCGUAGAGCAAAGCUCGAGAGCUCCGGCAGCGUCGAGAGAGACUCGGAGGCGGUGGCCGGUGGCCCAGCUGGCGGAGCCGGCGAGUCCCUCUGCCACCCCAAAGCCUCCAAUCCGAACUCAGCCUCGCGUCUGGCCGGCUCCGGCCUCGGUGCCAAAACGGGAGCGCGGAAGGUGGCCAGAGUCCACACGGCCCGUCCGGAGAACGGCACGCUCGGGCCCCCCACCCGGGCGGCGGGGAAGAGGCAGCGGCGGCUCCAGUACCUGAACGGGAGCGAGUGGAGCCGCCUGCCCAACGGCGACUGCCGGGGCGAGGAACCUCCCUCCCUGUGGCGGGGGCGCAAGCGGCAGUGCAAGACCAAGCACUUGGAGCAGGGCUUUGCCGCCAAAAGACCGAGGAGGCGGGGGGGCCCGGCGGGGGCCGAGCCCCUCCGGAGGAGCCAGGCGGAGCAGAGGCGGCAGGAGGAGGAAGACCGUCGGCUGGCCCUGCAGCUCCAGUGGGUGUUCGACCGGGAGAACAGGAGGGGGGCCCGGCGGAGAGGCCGGGCGGACCAGUAUUUCCUGCGCUCGCAGAGCACCGCGGGCACCCCGUAGGGCCCUCACCCAAACGAUGCUGCCUUUUCUAGACGCGUGUGAGGUCUUGGCAGCGGGAGAAACCGCUGUCUGUCCCCCGUCUCCUGCCGCCAAAAGAUGUGUUUCUUUUGGGAGGUUAGAGGGGUCGUGCGGAAGCCUGGGUCUCUGCACCGGUCUGACUGUCUCCCCGAAGCUGCUUCUGAGCAUAGAAAUUGCACUCUGGCAAAAGGCCCUGGGUCCGAAGGCCACCUCGGGGCCCCCCCAAUGAUGCACAGAUGCGUAAACCAGCAUCCUGGGUUCCGCCAGGCCCGGUUGAUUGACGGGCACGACCCGCCGUUCCUUUGGAUCUUCCGUUCUCAUUUCAGAGGUCCCGUUGCCACGAGUGACACGUUCCUCAGCCUCAGGAGCAGCUCUCGUCAUCCCAGAGGGAGGCCGGCAGGUUGAACUGGGGGCUCUACAGGAAUGUAUUUCGAUAUGCAGUGUAUCGUGUCUGAAUGUGCCGUGCGGACGGCCACUGGACCCCGAACCCAAAUGAGUCGUGAUUUGUUGUAGAUCCGUGGUUGCCCGUCUCUUCUGCGCCGGGGGUAGAACACAGUGGGCCGUGCCAGGCCAGCGAUGCGGAAAUUCACGGCAGGCCAGUUCGGGCGAGGUAGAAUUGGAGGCCAGGAGAAAGCACAGUUUGGUGU